UGGGUGCGUCAGUCAGUCGGCCCGGGCUCUCUGCAGUGCACUCAGCCGCUCUCCUCUCGGCUGAGUGGAAACAUCAUGUGUCUGUGGGACGCCCUGUUUCUCCAGACUGAGACCAGAAUAGACAGUUGAAGACGGACCGAGGGAGAGAGAGGGAGCAGAAUGGACUCAGCAAGAAACUUGGAGUAGAGUACGUAGAAAAGAGGACGCCGAUACCGGAGCAUUUUUGAGGUUUUCAUCUAUUCUGCCGUUUGAUCUCACCACCUCAAACCUGGCUAUGCCAUGCUGGCCCAGAGGAACGGGCUACCACCAGGCUGUAAACCGGUUCCUCUGAAGGAUCACCCGGACCUGCGGGAUGUGGACGUGAACGCUGAAGGAUGCUGCUCCCUCACUCCUUCUCCGUCAUCCGGAGGUUGCCCCUGGGCUCGGCUGGCCGGCGUGGACGGCUGCCUCUCCGAGCCGUACUGUCUCUGGUUCCAGCUUUUGGCCAGAGCCUACUGGGGAGAGGUGGAGCUGGGGCUCACCAGUCCCAAUCGCAGCGUGUCCUGGGCUCGGCUCAGAGAAGCCUCCAGGAAGAACUGCGUCCGAUCUCGGGCCAAGCAGAAGGAUGGGCGCGAUCAGAGCGAGGCGUCGGCCGUGGCUUCUCCCGGGGGUGAGGAGGAGCCCUUUUCCUGGCCGGGGCCCAAAACGCUUCACCUGCGCCGAACCUCCCAGGGCUUCGGCUUCACGCUGCGACACUUCAUCGUCUACCCGCCGGAGUCCGCCGUCCACAACUCUUUGAAGGAUGAAGACAAUGGCAGCCGAGGGAGACAGCGGAACCGUCUGGAGCCAAUGGACACCAUUUUCGUCAAGCAAGUGAAGGAGGGAGGCCCCGCCCACGGAGCUGGACUCUGUACAGGGGACCGGAUAGUGAAGGUGAAUGGAGAGAGCAUCAUUGGGAAGACUUACUCGCAAGUCAUAGCCUUGAUCCAGAACAGCGAUGCCUCACUGGAACUCUGUGUGAUGCCAAAGGAUGAGGACAUUCUGCAGCUGUUUUCCAGGGAUAUCACUGCUCUGGCGUACUCCCAGGAUGCAUACCUCAAAGGGAAUGAUGCGUACAGCGGAAAUGCCCAGAACAUCCCCGAGCCCCCUCCCAUAUGCUACCCUCGGAUAGAAGUUAAGGCCGCUGGCAUGGCUCAGACAACGGAGCCCGCCAUGGUCAGCGAGACCCCUCGAGGGACGGCUCAGGGGCCAAUCAGAAGAGGGGGGUCCCUGGAAAAGAGCUACCGGCUCGAAAUCCCCGUUCCGCCAUCUCCUCCGCCCCAACAGACGUCAAAAUCUCAGACAGUGGCGUGUGUCUGCACUGAGAAUGUGAGGACAGCGGCAAUGCCUCCUGAUCCAGUUGACAAGGGGUCCCGGGUGGCUCGGGCUGGACCCAGCCACAGGACAGAGGAAAACCGGUUCAGUCCUCCAGCAGAUUCUGGCUCAACUAGACCGAGACCCCUUAUUCCCUCAGUACCUGGGGGCGCACAGUUGCAGUACCCCUCUUCCCGUCCCAUAGAAAGCUACUCCCCUUCCUCAAGACCUGGUCCGCUCUACUCUGACACGUUAUCUCCACCUGUACGGUCCACCGCUGCCUCACCGGACACGUUCUCCACUGCCAUCUCACCCAGCGCCAACCACUACUCGCCCUCUCCCACAGCCCCCUCCACCUCUCCGCACCAGAACAUCGACUGGAAAACCUACACGACCUAUAAGGACUAUAUAGACGCCAAGAGGCUGCACACGUAUGGCUGCCGCACCAUCCAGGAGCGCUUGGACAGCUUGCGUGCGGCUGCCAACUCCAGCUCCGCCUACGCCCAGCAGCGUACACCGCCUCCUCAGAGCGCCAGUCAGAAAGGGGCACUGGGCUCCCAGGUCAGACGGAGAAGCACCUCCAAUGACCGCGGGAUGGAUGCGAGCACUGCAGCGACUCCGUUACGUAGCGUCUCCCAAGAGAGGCUCGGAGGCGGAGCAGAGAGGACAAUCAGGAAUUGGCCUCGGAGUGCUUCCGAGGAUGCCCUGCCUUUCUCCAACCCCGCAGGAGCACCGAAACCUCGGGCGCGGUCUUGUGAUUACCUGGGGCAGCAGCCUGGAGAAGCAGGUGGAUUGGCUGUCUUUGGAGAUCAGGUAGCUUUGGAGGACAGGCUGCUGCUGUGUCGGGGGGAAGAAGCCAGAGCUAGCAGGCAGGGGACAAGCCUGAGAGCUUUACCUCAUCUGAACAGGAGUCUCACUGGACAGAAGGGAGGAGGGCGAGGAAGUGGAUUAUCGAACUCUGCUCCUUCGUUUACUAAAGGUACGACGGAUUCUGUUCUUAGGACAGACAGUGUCAUACUGAGACCAUCGCGUCUGCCUGUCAAAAACUCCAUCUCAGACCCUUCGCCUGCCUUGUCCUCCACUAAAACCACAGACCCUCUUAAAGACCAAAGAGCUAACAUCGUGGGCAACCACCUGGGCUACUCCUCCCCUCUUCACCUGCAGCUCAGAAGCAGGGCUGACAGUCUGAAGACAGAGAGCAGGGCAGAGGGUGGGUUGGCAGCCAGGUCCUCCUCAUGCUCUGGUACCUCCUCUAAACUGCCCCUGCAGAGACAAAGUGCAGUUCCUGCCUCUUCUUCUGGCCCCUCCACCACUAACGGAGCUUUGACCCAAAAGCCAAAAGUCAGAGAAAUCUCCAGUUCCACCGGCGCCCUUUUACAGACUAACGGCGGUCUCGCAGAGGGUGUACAAGGACGGGAUGCGACAGUCGUCGUCCUAAGAAGGGACAAAAACUCCGGGCCUCCCCACAUCCGCCCUCCGUCCUAUGUGCUGGCUGUUAAUGACAACCAGGGACGAGUGACUCACAAGUCACCACCGUUGGUGAAGGCAGGCUCCGCCGAUGGAGCGAUGUGCUGGACGUCUAAUGACAGCUUCAGGGAGAUGCAUCUAAGAAGGCUCGGAGACACACGACACAAGUCUGGCUCCGUCAACUUGGACGACUCCCUGGAUUCAAUCCCCUUCAUAGAUGAACCAUCUAGUCCCAGUACUGACCAGGACAGCACACACAUCCCCGCCUCUGCUGUUAUAUGUGUAACUCCCAUCAUCACCACCAUCCCACCCAGCCCCCCCUCUCCGUCCCCUCUCAUUCGACGCCAGCUGUCACAUGACCAAGAUUCUCUCCGUCUCACAAUUAUUGAGUCAGAUUCGGGUACUAAAACAGAGCGGUCCAAGUCGUACGAUGAAGGCCUGGAUAACUACCGGGAAGAAAGCAGAGGGAGGUCCUUAAUACCUGGUCUGAAAAGUCUGAGGAAGGCGGCGGUGGACAGGUCGUCCGAAGAUUCAGGGUCCAGGAGGGAUUCUACAUCAGACGUCUUCUGUGACGCCACCAAGGAGGGUUUGCUGCAUUUCAAGCAGCUGAACACAGACAAGGGCAAGCGUGUUGGAGGAGGUAUGCGCCCGUGGAAACAGAUGUACGCCGUGUUGAGAGGCCGCUACCUCUGCCUAUAUAAAGACAAGGCACAGGGGCAGGCUCACGCCAACUGCCAAGCAGUAGACGAGCCGCUGCCGAUCAGCAUCAAGGCCUGUCUGAUUGACAUCUCGUACAGCGACACGAAGCGUAAGAACGUGCUGCGGCUGACCACGUCGGACUGCGAGUACCUGUUCCAGGCUGAGGACCGAGAGGACAUGCUGGCCUGGAUCAGAGUCAUACAGGAGAACAGCAACCUGGAUGAGGAGAAUGCUGCCUUCACCAGCCAUGACCUCAUCAGCAGGAAGAUCAAGGAGUACAACACCUUGAUGAGCCCAACGGGCAGCAAGACGGAGCCGUCGCCAAAACCCUCGCGCCAGUCGCUGAGCAUCAGACAGACACUGCUGGGAGGUAAAGGAGAGACCAAAGCAACUAGUCCAAUCUCACCCAAACCUGAGCAGGAGAAGAAGAACAUGCACAAAGAUGACACCAGCCCUCCGAAGGAUAAAGGGACGUGGAGGAAGAGCAUCCCGGGGCUGAUGAGGAAACCAUUCGAGAGGAAGCCGUCUCCUGGAGUCACGUUUGGAGUGAGGCUGGACGACUGUCCUCCUGCACAUAACAACAAGUUUGUGCCUCUGAUUGUGGAGGUGUGCUGUAACCUGGUGGAGGAGAGGGGGUUGGAGUACACAGGCAUCUACAGAGUACCGGGAAACAACGCCGCCAUCUCCAACAUGCAGGAGGAGCUCAAUAACAAGGGCAUGAAUGACAUCGAUAUCCAGGAUGAUAAAUGGAGGGACCUCAAUGUGAUCAGCAGUUUACUCAAGUCCUUCUUCCGUAAACUUCCAGAGCCGUUGUUCACCAAUGAUAGGUACGCAGAUUUUAUAGACGCCAACAGAACAGAAGACCCAGUGGAGAGACUCAAAGUGCUCAAGAGGCUGCUCCAUGAGUUGCCAGAUCAUCAUUACGAGACCCUCAAGUUCCUCUCAGCUCAUCUCAAAUGUGUGGCUGAAAACUCAGAGAAGAACAAGAUGGAGCCGAGGAACCUGGCCAUCGUGUUCGGUCCCACUCUGGUGCGCACCACCGAGGACAACAUGACCCACAUGGUGACACACAUGCCAGACCAGUACAGGAUAGUGGAGGCCCUCAUUCAAAAUUAUGACUGGUUUUUCACUGACGAUGGAAACGGAGAUCCAGUGACCAUGUCCCGCAAUGAGAGCGCAGUGGAGUCUCAGCCCAUCCCCAACAUCGACCACCUGCUCACCAACAUCGGCCGUACGGGCACGUCGCAGGGUGAAGUAUCAGAUUCACCGACUAGUGACUCAGCUAAAUCAAAGGGUUCCUGGGGCUCAGGGAAGGACCAGUGCAGCAGAGAGCUCCUAGUCUCCUCCAUCUUUGCUGCAGCCAGCCGCAAAAGAAAGAAGUCAAAGGAGAAGCCGCAGCCUAGCAGCUCAGAUGACGAUCUGGACGCCGUGUUCCCCAAGAAGGAAAUCCCUGGCCUAAAGUCGAACCACUACGGCCUCCAGACUGAGGUGCAGAGCGAGACUCGUCCCAGCCCUAACGCAAAACCCAACGCAAAGCCCAACGCAAAGCAACCAGAGGAGAGGAAAGAGAACGGGAGAACUGUGGAGCUCACGCCUAAAGCGAAGCAUAGAAACUCAUUAUUCCUGAAGGACAAGACUCCUCCCAGACACCCCUCACCUUCCCCCUCCCCGUCCCCCGGCUACCAAACAGCUCCUCAGGUGAAAUCCUCCUUGUCGGAUCCCCCGUCCCAAAUUGAUGAGAACACCUCAGAUCUCGGGACCAUGAGCUCCGGAGCGUCCGUAACGCGGUCAAGACCGAAAAAGUGGACCGGAGCGUCCGUUGAUCUUCCCGCGGGAGCAUGUGUCGGACUGGCAGCAGGUCCGGGGGCGUCCGCCGGCGCGGAGGUGAGCUCCAUCACCUCCGACUACUCCACCACUUCUUCCAUCACAUUCUUGACCGGAGUGGAGUCCAGCGCGCUCAGUCCGGAGCUGCAGGGCGGCGAGGAGGCAGAUGACGAACGCAGUGAGCUCAUUAGCGAGGGACGACCCAUGGAGACGGACAGCGAAAGCGACUUCCCCGUUUUUGCCCCGGGCGGUGGCAGCAGCCAGUCUACACCCUGCCCAGAGCAGAGUCUGGACAAGACUGAACCACGAGGAGGUGGAGCAGCUGAGGGAAGCACCACGCCCAAAAUGGAAGCGCGGCGCCUUUUCCCGUCGCACAGGAUGAUUGAGUGCGACACCCUCUCCAGACGAUGGUCGCUAAGACAGAAAACAGACAGUGAAUCAUCAGUGGAGGGUGCUGCUGGGAGCGGGGAGCGUAGCGAGGGUAGAGCGGAGUCUUCCACGAGGCUCUCGAGAGUCCUGGAGGUGAUGAAGAAAGGGCGGUCCACGAGCAGCCUCAGCUCGUCGUCACGCAGCGAGUCGGAGCGUCCCGAACCGGCCUGGCACCUCAAGAUCACCGAGCGGCUCAAAUUCAGGUUACGCACAUCUGCUGACGACAUGUUCACCCAGAAGAACCGAACUCCGGACGCUCGCGGGAAGAAGAAGAACAUCCGCCGCCGGCACACCAUGGGCGGGCAGAGAGACUUCGCAGAGUUGGCGGUCAUCAACGACUGGAGGGAGCAGGGCGGCGUGGACCAGACGGCCGACCUGUCAGCUCUGGACCGCCUCAAGCCCAGAUGUUCCUCUCAGGACUUCUCCAUCCGGGACUGGAUCACUAGAGAGCGGUGUCGAGGCUCUGAUUCAAGCGUUGAAGUUGCACCUAAAGCCGUUCCUGAGGAUGAUCACCCAGAAGCUCAGGACGCGGCUCCUGAAAGACCUUCUCCUUCUGCGUCCCCGGGCGCACAGCCGCUAGCGGAGGAGCACGUUAACGGUAGCGGGCUGCAAGGCAAAAACAAAGCCAGCCUCGGGGCGGACGCUCACCCACACAAACUGUCUGGAGCGCAAGUUGUCCGCUCACGGUUCUACCAGUAUCUGUGAAACGGCAAGAGCGGUCUUGUCUGUGAGGAAAAGAAACAAACUGAAUGAAUGCGUGAAAAUGUACGAAUGUGGGUAUUUUAGCUAAGGUUACUGCACAAUAUUUUUUCUACAAAGUAUACUUUAUGUACAUACUGUGUAUUGGCUUACGUGAUUGUUACUGGAAUAAUGCUGAAGAGAUGUUUAUGUGUGAAAAUCCACUGACUUGUUGGCCAUACUGGAACAGACGUGGACGGACUUCCUCCUGCAAGAUCGAACCCUACUCAU
Molecule: messenger RNA, 6720 nt
Organism: Sebastes umbrosus (honeycomb rockfish)
Lineage: Eukaryota; Metazoa; Chordata; Actinopteri; Perciformes; Sebastidae
Product: rho GTPase-activating protein 21
Exons: 25
Coding region: 280-6456 (2058 amino acids)
Biological process (GO): signal transduction
Molecular function (GO): phospholipid binding; protein binding
Source: RefSeq, a predicted model, not a curated record